AUGUGGGUUCUGGAGAAGAUCCGGGGAUCCGUGGAGACCGGCGUUCUCCGGCAGGGAGAAGCCGGAGAAAAGUCCGGAAAGGCGCCGGUCUACAGCAACGUCCUCACUCCGGACAAGAUCCCAGACUUCUUCAUCCCCCCGAAACUGGUCAGCUGCCCUCCGGAGGCCGACCCACCAGAUGUCAAACCCAAGGAGGGCUUACGACCCUCCACCUCUGAGCAGGCCAUCGGGAACAAGCCAAUCAGCAGCCCCCGCAGUCCGCGAAGUCCGCGUCUGGUCAGCAAGUUGGCGGGAGACACCAAGAACCUGCUGAGAGCCGCUAACCGACACAUCAUCCAGAUCGAGAGCGCGGACGAUGUUGUCGCCGGCGACACCAACGCGGACCCCCAGUCCCAGACAGCCAUGUCCCUGCCAUACAUCCCCAAAACCCAGACCUCUUACGGGUUUGCCACACUCAUGGAGAGCCCCCACACGCGGAGGAAGGAGUCCCUGUUCCACUGUGAGCACACCAGCCCUGUGACAUCACCAAGCGCCCAACGCAAGUCACAGGCCAAGAGCAACGGGGAGGGGAACCACCUCAACCCUCCCGAAUUCAACACUUCCCACAUCAACCCUUACCGCUACUUCAGCGGUGGGGAGAGCGACACCUGCUCCUCUGCCGAAUCCUCUCCCUUCAGCUCCCCGCUGCUCUCCCGUUCAGCCUCGCUCCUCAAAAUCUUCACCCACGAGACGCAGGCCAAAGUGGUGAAGGCCAAACGGACGUUCGCCCGACACAGCUCCCUCUCCACGGACGAGUGCAGCUCCGCCGAGCCCAGCCCCAACGUCACCCGCCGGAUCCACUACGCCUCCCUGCACGGGGCCGGGGGCGGGGGGGGCCCCGGGGACCACCCACACGCGGCCGAGUGGCAGCAGAGGGAACACACGGUGAAUCUGCACAAGGGUGGCACCGUCAGGCUCUGCGCGGACUACGACGCAGGCACCGCCCGCCUGCGCAUACGCGUGCUGGCCGCGGAAGGCCUCUACGACAAGCUGUUCGACAUCAAGAGCAUCAACUGCUGCGUGUCCCUGUACCUGAACCCGGGGAAGCUGCAGAAACAGAGGAGCACGAUCAUCAAGAACAGCCGCCACCCCGUGUUCAACGAAGACUUCUUCUUUGACUCGGUGACCUCGGCGCAGGUCAAAAACCUCUCGCUAAAGAUUAAAGUGGUCAACAAGGGGACCAGUCUGAAGCGGGACGUGCUUUUGGGGGAAAGAGAGGUGCCCUUGGGGAAACUUUUGUCUGGUCUGUAG
This is a messenger RNA of Chanos chanos (milkfish), 1290 nucleotides long. RefSeq names its product C2 calcium-dependent domain-containing protein 4C. The coding region runs from base 1 to 1290 and encodes 429 amino acids. NCBI's taxonomy places the organism in Eukaryota, Metazoa, Chordata, Actinopteri, Gonorynchiformes, Chanidae. The record is from RefSeq and is a predicted model, not a curated record. The transcript has a single exon.